Molecule: messenger RNA, 603 nt
Organism: Paramormyrops kingsleyae
Lineage: Eukaryota; Metazoa; Chordata; Actinopteri; Osteoglossiformes; Mormyridae
Source: RefSeq, a predicted model, not a curated record
GGGCCGGGCCUGGGGCUCGUGGCUGCAGCCCCUCUCCUCUCUGGGCCCAAGGGGAAGCUGAUUGGUGUCGACUACUCAGAUUACAUGCACCAACUUGCCACCAAGAGGGUGAAGGAGCUCAUUGCAUGCGGCAAGGUGACCCUCCAUCACGGCAAUGUGGCAGCGAUGCCCAUCCCAGAUAACAGCGUUGACAAGGUUUACCACUGCAACUGUUACUAUUUCUGGCCAGAUCUGAGAGAGGGCAGUCAGGAGAUACUCAGGGUGAUGAAGUCAGGUGCUGUUAUGGUGACUACUCUGAGACUCCAGUCGUUGGUGUAUGCAGCCUCCAGAGGAGCGAUACCCCCCCGGAACUGGCACCCUGACACCUACAUGGAGGCCCUCCAAGCCAGCAGAUUCACAAAUGUUCACAUGGAAGAAAUGACCGACAGAGGCAUAAACUUCCAGGCCAUUUUUGCAACAGCUUACAAGUGAUAGAUGCAGAGUCUGAUUCCCAUUUGUUCAGUACGGUUUAACAUGAAACUAGUGUUUAUGUCAUUGCAAAGGUGUUGACAAUUUUAAAAGCAUCCAAUUUGACUGCUUUUCAAUAAACUUUUCAACUCGGAA